UUGUGGAUUCUCUCACCUUGAUCGAGAUAUAAGAGAUAUUGAAUUUAUGGAGGUCAGAAGGAGAAAUGUGCAUACCACCAACAAAGGUCCGAGGCCUAGUGUCUCACAAAUAGUAAAUGAGCUAGAUGUCUUCCCAAAACUUCCACGAGAAUGCAAAAAAUCAACAUGGAGUGGUGGUCUAGUUACUAUUCUAACAUUUUGUUGCAUAUCUUGGUUGCUUAUAAUGGAAUGUCGAAGUUAUCUUGAUCCCCCCGUCAAUUAUUCUUACGAACUAGAUAAAUCCACCUCUCGGUAAGGAUUUUCUUCUCCAGAUCUCGUUCUAGAAAAGUAAAAGUCAAUAUCGACAUUGUUGUUGCCUCACCAUGCCAUGAUAUUUCAAUGGAUGUGGUGGAUACUUCUGGGUCCUCUCUGUCUGAUGAAGAGAAUAUUCAGUACUUACCAACAUCUUUCGAACUUAGCCCAUCAGCCCGAGCCGCAUUCAAAUAUCGACAAUAUAUAGCUGGGGCUCUCCGUGCAAAACAUCAUACUAUACAGCAUUGGUUGUGGAAAUAUGCCUCUGAGACAAGUGUUUUCACAGACUUUGAAGUCCCUGUGGUUGACAAAAAGGUUUCUGAUGACCGAAAUUCUGAUGCUUGUCGAAUCGUUGGUACUUUGUUCGUUAAAAAGGUUGGGGGAAACAUACAUAUACUAUUUGGGAAACCUCUGAACGGGUUCGGUAAUUUUCAUCUACAUGUUGUACCAUUUUCAAGCCAAUCGGUUCAAAAUUUCAGUCAUCGAAUAAAUCAUUUUUCUUUUGGUGAUCUAGUUAAUGGACAAAUACAUCCGUUAGAAGCUGUUGAAUCUGUUACUGAUGUUGCCUUUACAUCAUUUCAAUAUUUUGUCACAAUGGUCCCUACCAAAGUGGUUAAUCAUUUUCAUAUUACAGAAACUUAUCAGUAUGCAGCAACUUUACAGAAUAGAACAAUUAAUCAUGAUGCUGGAAGUCAUGGAAUACCUGGAAUAUUUUUUGUUUAUGAUACUUUUCCAUUAGUUGUAAAAAUAACAUAUGAUCGUGAAUUAUUAGGUACAUUUUUUACUCGACUUGCUGCAUUAGCCGGUGGAAUAUUUGCAACAGUUGCUUAUCUACGUGAAAUAUUAUCAAAUUUACCUGAUAUUUUAUUUAGAACACGUUUAGGUCGUCAAUGGAAUAAUAGUUGGACACGUGGAAAACGAAAUAUUUGCAUUAAACUAUCUGAACAUCUUCCAAAUAGUUUAGAUAAAACUGGUUUUUUAACUCCAUCAUUAGAGAAUGUAUUAAAUCCAGACUCAGAUACUUGAUUUAGACAAUUUAGUCUCCAGUUCAAUGAAUUACUCUACUGUAGUCAUUAUUAUUAUUAUGAACCCUAUUACUUUUCACCAGCUCUAUCUGUUUUCUGUAUCUAAUAUUACCUUUUCUGUGAUUUGUAUUUAUCGGCACAAUGUUUAUGUAUGUGUGUGUGUGUGUGUAUAAAUGAGUGUAACUUUUUUUGUCUUGUACUGCUGAAUUACUUUUGUGUACAGUAUCUUUGACCUUUAAUAUCCAAUGUAUUCACAUACUUCACUCUAGUUCCUUUAUGAAAUUUUGUAUGUUUCUAAAAGAUUUUUUAUUUUAAUAAAAUAAUAACUACUAGUACUGC
Schistosoma guineensis is the source of this 1655-nucleotide messenger RNA. NCBI's taxonomy places the organism in Eukaryota, Metazoa, Platyhelminthes, Trematoda, Strigeidida, Schistosomatidae. The record is from the annotation of a GenBank genome assembly.